AGUUUACCAACUACAAAGAGUUUGCGUUAUUGAUAAUAACGUCUAGCAAAAUUUGACUAUACUUGUAGAAUUACAACUGUGUAUGAGAAGAUUUUAGCAUGUAGCUAACUUCGGAGCGUACAGAUGCUACGUUGAUAAUGGCUACAUCGUAGCCGACGAUGCUACGAAAUUUUGCAUUUCUGUAACAAACUGUCAUCAGAAAUCUUGUUUGUUAUGUCUAGUACCAAUUUCAACUAAUUUUUGCUUUAAUAAAUCAUUUUUUAAGUUUGUUAGUGUAAAAUCAGUGAGUAGUUGGUUGUAGUUGGCACCGGCCGCAUCAUUACGAGUUUAUUAUGAGUGCAUCCAAAUCAAAGCUGAAAAAUGAGUGAUGACAGUGAUUCCGGCCCGAGAAACAAACGGAGAAGGAAUAUUUGUUUAUUAGACGACAGCCCAAGCAGUGCAAGCAGUUCCACCGGUAGUUCAGUAGUAACUACUACAAGGCGACGAGUCCGCAGAAGAUACAUUGAAGAUGACUCUGAUUCAGAUAGUGGAAGUUCUAUUGAAGUUCAACGCAAACGAAAAUCCGUUCCUAGAGUGGCAAGUGAUGCAGAGUCAGACAGUUCAGGUUCGGUGAUAAUCAAACGCUCUAAGCGUCCCGCUAGAGUAGUUAGUGAAUCUGAGAGUUCUGAAGAUUCAGACCAUGGGUUUGAAGGAAGUUCCAGUAGCCAAUGGGAAACAGAUAUUUCAGAUAAUGAAGCUCCCAAAAGCACCACUGCCAAAGUACAAGACACUGGAGUCGAUUCAGAUUCCAGUGAUGGCCAAUCAGAAAAAUGCCCGAUUUGCCUCAUAUCUUUCACUAAUCAGGAAGUUGGUACUCCUGAAUCUUGUGACCACAUGUUCUGCGUUGAGUGUAUCCAAGAAUGGUCCAAAAAUAUGAACACUUGCCCGGUUGACAGGCAAGAGUACCAUAUGAUUUUAGUUAGACGUAGUAUCAAUGGAAGUGUCUACAAACAAAUUCCCAUUCAGGCGCCAAACCCUCAGAAUGACAUUGAUAUUGUUGAAGAUCCAACAUUUUGUGAAGUUUGUGGACAAAGUGAUAGAGAGGAUCGAAUGUUAUUGUGUGAUGGAUGCGAUUUAGGCUAUCAUCUAGAAUGUUUGAAUCCACCAUUGCUAGAUAUACCUCCGGGAUCAUGGUUUUGUAAUGACUGCAGUCCUGAAGAUUUAGUUGAUCCGGAAAUUGAGUUGUAUGAACUACAGUUGUUGCUGGAUGAUGCUAAUGAUCUGGGGAGGCCUAGAAGUAGCCGAAGGACGACUUCGUCGAGAUUAGUACCUCGGACUCGGCAAAGCGAAAGGGUUCGUCGGCGAAUCGCCAACAACCGAAGUGUCAACCAACCCGUCGAACCCCCCCAGCCCGUCACCAGCACCACCUCCCGUCGCAAGAAGAAGCGGAAGAAGAGGAAACCUCGCCACAGAAUCGUGUAUCAGGUCGAUGAAGCCACCGGAGAGACCAUCGCAGUGAAGAGACGCGUGAAGAAGCGAAAACCGCGGCGGCGGAAAAUCGUCCCCAAAACCGCGAAGAAGCGGCUGGCGAUGCAGUUGGGGAUGUGCAGCAGUCGUGGAGUUCCACAGAGUCUGCCAGACGUGAGGGUGCCGCCGCAGGUGAGCAACCUACAAUCGCAGAGAUUUCAAGCGGGAAUUCCCACUCUGAGGCUGUUCGGUAACCGGGACGGGCUAGAUUUGUGGAUGAGUGACGAGAUGGACGAAGAGGAUGGCUCAGGAGUGGUGGUUCGCAGAGGAGCGAGUCGCAGGAGGCUGGUGAAGAACGUCACUUUAUCGAACUCGGUGUCGAGUAGCACGGACAUCCUGGGGAGCAUUUUAGACGAACAAGCCCGGUUUCAUUCUAAGAAUACGAAGUUUUCGAUUGGAAAAAACGGGAAGGUUACGAUGGAGUCGUCGGAUCGGAUUUUAGGAGAAAUGAACAAUUUCAAUCACUUGGUGAGGAGUGUCCCGGGUUCUUAUUCCAGUACCGGGAGACAUGACAGCGUUCCUACGUCUAGUGGACACGGUCACUCGAGUCCCGAUCGGAACAAUUCGGCUCCGACUUCGACAGUCGAGAACAGUACAGUCACGACUAACUCGACGGGUGGUGGAGAAGGGCACGAGGCGCCUCAAGACUACAGUCGAACUGAUCUAUGUACACUCUACGAUGUUAACAUUGAAGAUAACCGAAAAGAAAAGAAAGUGGAAGAGUCCGAAAACAACACCCCGAGAAGUGGUACACCAGCAAGUGAGUCCGAAAUCGACAUUUACAGCGAUAUUGAAACCGUGAGUACGAGUAAAGUCGAUGAAAGUGAUUUUAAAGCACCGUCUCCACUUCCGGUUACUCCGAAUGGGGGUGGAAGUGACGACGAGAAUAAUGAUAGUGAGCCUGAUAUGGUCAUAGACACGGAAAAGGCGAACCCUGAACCUGAGGAGAACACGAAAGAGGAGACGACGGUCACAUCAACCGUUGAUUCAAACGCUGAGGUCAUUCCGGUGCUGCAAGCUGUGACUUCAACUUCAGAAAUUCAGUCGCAGGCGGUACAAUCGUCGAAUGAGGUCUGCGAAGAGAAAACUUCUGAAACGAAAAGACAUGACGAUGACGAAGACUCAGAAGACGGUUGUCCAAAUUUCAGUAUUUAUUCGAAGGAGAGUAUAACGAUGGCUAAAAACACCGAUAUCACGUUGGGUUCGUCUGAGGAUAACCCACAAGAGAACAACCAAGUGGGUGAGAUAAGUUCGUCUCCUGCCGAGAAACCUCCAAACACACCAGAAGAAAAAGUGGAAGAAGUAGUACAAAAACCAUCAAUGAGUACGGGUUUAUAUAGCGAUUCCGAAGACGAAAGCAUUGUGAAAAAAGGAGUACAAAACUCGUUUGGAAUCAGCGAUAUACGUAACAUGACCGAAGACAUAAGCGAAGAAGAGAGAAGUUACACACCGUGUUUGGACGAAAGACCGAAUUUCAGACAGGGUAUUGAAGGUCUGGAUACCGAGAUGAUCUCCGACGAGGACCGGAACGAUUUCGAUGAAUCUCAUGACUUGAAAACGGCAUCAGAUGGAGAUGCCCUCGAGAUUAAUGCGAAAGAAUCCGAAUUGGAUUUUACGCGCCCGGAAGAUUACGAAGAAGGAGAAAUCGUGGACAAAUCCAAAAACAAAAAAAGCGAGGAGACCCAAAAGAAGAAAGACGAGAAUGUGAAAAAGCCGGCUAAAAAGAAAGAAGACUCCGACAAAGUGGGAAAUAAAGAAAACGAAAAUCAAAAUGGAAACAAAGAAUCCACGUUUAAAAAAAUCAGCAAGAACAACAAAGAGCGCAACUAUAGAGACAAAGAUAAAGAUCGGGACCGUAGCAAAUCGCGUGAUAGAAAAGACAAAGAUGGUAGAAAAGACAAAAAGAAGGAGAAGCGAAAAGAAAUAGAACGUUAUGACGUCCGAGCUUUGAUAGCAGAGAAACCUCGACGAUUGAAGGAUAAGUUUGGUCGAGAUAUUAGAAGAACUCUGUCACGUUCAAGGACUCGAACACCCAGCCUUCCGAGAAGAUCGUUAUCCAGGGGUAGAAGAUCUACCAGCCGUCGAUCGGCGUCAAGGCGACGAUCUCUUUCCAGAAGAAGAUCGCUGUCUAGAGGACGAAAGAAGAGAAGACGUUCAAAAACUCGUCGAUCUCUAUCUCGUUCGAAGUCCAAAUCGCCGGAUCGAAGACGAUCGCGUUCUAAAGCUAGAAAACGUAAGCGUUCCCUCAGUCGUGACAGACGGAAAAAGUCACGCGAUCGAUCAAAGGGUAAAGCAAAAAAACACAGAAGUCGUAGUAGACAUCGUUCUAGGUCACCUUCACCAAAACGAACUAAGGAAUGGAGUAGGAGGCAUUCUCGAGAUUGGACUCCUUCGUUAUCAAGGUCCAGAACACCAGAAGGGAGACAUUUAACACCAUCGUGGACACCGCCCAGGAUUAUGGACAAUUCAGUCAAACCUCACAAUCUAACUGUGAUUUUAACGAACGAUGCCAAUAAGAAAAAGAAGGAGAAAAAGAAGAAGAACGAGAAAAAAACGAAGGAGAAUGAACGAACAAAGAAAAAGAAGAGAAAUGAAAGGACUCCACCACCGUCAAAGGAGGUGUUUGCGUCCGGCGACAACAUCCUCGUCAGUGUUAGUUUUAAUAAAGAUAACGAAACGAGAGAUGUUUCUACGAAGAAGAAACGGGAAAUUGAAGAAGCCAACAAGAACAAGAAGAAAGAGAAAAAUAAAAGGAAGAGACGAAGUAGGGACUUGAGUGGGAUCAAACCUGUAGCAAUCAUCGAUCUGGAGAGGUCGCCUUUCAAGGAAUUGACACCCUCGCCUAAAGAUGUCAUCGUGUUGAGCGACAGCGAAAAUGAAGAAUCCAGAAACAUGCAAAAGACAAUGUGCGAUUCGUCGCAACAGGUAGCAAGUCCGGAGAGAUUAGUUAACAGCUAUACCACUGGUCCAAAAACGCCUCCAGAACCUCAGGUGAAAUUCACUUUGACCAAACAGACACAAAUGAGGGCAAUUUCAAACCCUCUCCACGAGCCGGAUGAUAUUGAACCUGAGGAAGAAAAUACGCAAGAGGUGGCUGAUGCUUUGCAUAAAGGUCCCAAUACACCUCCAGAGCCUCCAAACUCGCCUCCAAGUUCACCGGAUGCGUACGAUCCGUUCGAACCCACCAAGUCUCGUUCGCCAACACCCGAACCAAUACAAACCACGCAGUCUAACAGCGUAUUAAAUCUGGACGAUAAUCGGGACGACAGUAUUAUAGAAACGCGUACAGAAGCCGAUAAAACAAAUACUUCUCUUCCACCACCGGAUGUAUCAAAGUCGCUUACGCCACCUUUGGCAGACGUGCAACCUGCGGAUUCGCAAAGCAGCAUCCAAGCCACCCCCGAAUCUAGUUUAGGUAAAUCCCCGGAACGCAGUACGACUGCGCCGAUUCAGACGCAAACUAUAACCGCGUCAAAACCAAUCGCUCAAACCAUUCCGUUCUCCUCGUCGGUAGCGACGUCUCUAAUGACGUCAACGCCGGUCAGUACAAGUCUAGCGCCGCCUAGAAUCAACAUACUCAACACUACUAUUAUCACACCACCACACGUUGCGUCAUCAAUUCCGCAAAGAAUCGUCCUGCCGAAUACAGUUAAGUCGAGUCCUGUGAAGAUAUCACCCACGAAGCCUCCCAUCAAGUCGACUCCGAUCAAACCGAUGCCUUCAAAGACCCCCAGAAAGUCGACCAAUCGUAAUCAGAACGGCAGCGACACCGUGGAGUCGAAUCUGGGGUUGGAUUCGCCGUAUUCUCCCGGUUCUAGUGAUUACGAAGAUCUGUUCGAACCGCCAGUCGAGACAGCUCCUAAACCCGCGGCUAAACCGGCCAACAAGACUACCAAGUCGCCCACGAAAAUACAAAACGCGUUUGAUGCACUCUUCGGUUCACCGUUCAAUAAGGUUAAAACAAAACCAGACAAACCAGCAUCGGCCAAAUUUAACAAAAAACCCUCAAAUACUUCCGGUAAAGGUACAAAACAGGUUGGCGUUAAACUGGAUGAAGACAACUUGAAGAUUUUAGACGAGUUGCCGAAUUCAGCCGUGGAGAUGCAAGUAAAGGACAAGUUUUUGAAGAAACUAAAUCGUCAGGAAAGGGUUGUGGAGGAGGUGAAGUUGGUACUCAAGCCGCAUUACAACAAGAAGCAUAUUAAUAAGGAGGAGUAUAAAGACAUUUUAAGACGAGCUGUUCCUAAGAUUUGUCACAACAAGUCGGGCGAGAUUAAUCCGACGAAAAUCAAAAAUCUUAUCGAGGCGUAUGUGAAGAAGGUGCGACACAGUAAAAAGGUUACAUCCAGUAGUAGUUCCGUCAAUCCUCAAAAAGCUUAGCUCUUGAAAUCUAAUUUAAAUUGAUUGUGUACAUAUUAUUUCAACUUAGUGAUAUGUAAGUUUUAUUUUUUAAGAAUCAUAGUAGCAGAAUUAAUUGAAUAUUAUUUAUGUGCGCCAAGUAUGCGAUCUUGUGAAAUUUUAAGUGUAUUGACAUUUUUAGGCAAAUAUACUUCUGUAUAUUUAA
Molecule: messenger RNA, 6070 nt
Organism: Zophobas morio
Lineage: Eukaryota; Metazoa; Arthropoda; Insecta; Coleoptera; Tenebrionidae
Product: PHD and RING finger domain-containing protein 1
Exons: 6
Coding region: 361-5886 (1841 amino acids)
Source: RefSeq, a predicted model, not a curated record